This is a messenger RNA of Talaromyces marneffei, 1122 nucleotides long. RefSeq lists its product as uncharacterized. The transcript has 4 exons. Lineage: Eukaryota; Fungi; Ascomycota; Eurotiomycetes; Eurotiales; Trichocomaceae. Bases 1 to 1122 code for a protein of 373 amino acids. The record is from RefSeq and is a predicted model, not a curated record. Gene Ontology annotation, cellular component: HAUS complex. Gene Ontology annotation, biological process: spindle assembly.
AUGAUCCCACCCUGCGAUCCCUCCAUACUAGAUAAAAACCCACAAUUUAAGAAACUGCACCAACAUCUAACAACUAAUCUCCUGAACUCGGAUGCAUCCACGAGAGCAGAUGGAGAUAUUCCUGAGCGGAAAGUAGCCACUGAGGAAUUGAAAAAUCUGCAAAUAAGGAAUGUGAAAAGGAAGAUAAUCAAACAGGCACUACGGCGUGCAUGUCUCGAAGACUCUGUGGACAAUGCAUUGUCGAAUGAUAUUCGCGAAAGCGGUGCAGUCAUCGCGAUGUUCCUUGAUACAUCACCUGGAUUGAAUGAAUAUAAAUAUGUUUCUCUUCGCGAUGGUCAACAAGAAGCAUCGGUUUUGAACCGCGAUAUUGAAAACUUCCAUGACAAGACCAUCCAUGCAUUAAUGCCAUCGGUUUCGGAGACCAUCACAUCACAUUUAAACAGUCUACGCUCAAUUGCUGAAGUAGGAAACCAAGCACCAACCACAACAACAACAACAACAACAACAGCGACAUCAUCAUCAAACAUCCCCACAAUAGCAGCAAACCAGUCCCGAUCACGAAUCAAAUCACGCCUCUCCAUCGGCGCCAAAAAGAUCCAACAACCCCGUCUAUCCCUCCAACUCGACGAGCGGAUUACCAAAUUACGCCGGACUCAAAUAUCAGAUUUACCUACUGCCAGAAACAAGGUAGCUGUAACCGCCGCAAAUCUUCUAGCUGCUCGAGGCGAGGCAAUGGAGCGCAUGGUUGUCCUCCUGGAGAGGACGAAAUAUGGCUCCUUGUCUAGAGGUACGAAAGCGCGAGCGGAUUAUCUAGCGACGGUGGCGGAAUGUAUGAGUUAUAAGGUUCAGGUCACAAAACUCGAAACACUAUCAACCAUCUACACGCCCGAGAAUAUAGCUGCGCUCGAGAACUAUAGCGCUCAUUUACGAGAGACUUUGACACAGUUGGAGGAGACUCGGAAUAUCGCAAAUCAGACAUUGGAAGAAUAUGAUCAAGUCGGAACUUCAAAAGAUAAUAGAAAAGGCAAGACAGGACCAAUGGCGGAUAUUGCGCGACGGUAUGGAGAUUUGGUGCAGGAGGUGGACGCUGUUCAGAGGGAGAUUAAGAAGUUGAGAAUAUAG